Messenger RNA from Linum tenue, 1526 nucleotides. NCBI's taxonomy places the organism in Eukaryota, Viridiplantae, Streptophyta, Magnoliopsida, Malpighiales, Linaceae. The record is from the annotation of a GenBank genome assembly.
UAUUAACCUAACAUAGUAAUAGAAGAACAAAAUACUCCCUUAAAUAGUCCCUUGGUGCUGCAUAAACAAAUGGCCCAAAAACAAAUCCCCUGAAGAACAGGAAGAACUGAGAAAAUAAGAAACAGAAGAGAAGAGGAGAAGCAGAUCGAGGAGUAGUGCCGUGGUUUCCAAGUUGAGAAGAAAAUCGAAACCGGAAUUGGGAUAGAAGAAAUGGAGGGAGUGAUGAGUUUGGUGAGAGGGGUAAUAUUCCAACCGCCGCCGUCACUGUUGGUCUCGGCGAUGUCGGUGGUGGGUGUAGUCUCCCUGGGAAACGCCGGCUUGUCGGAGCUCCGAGGCAACCACAUGAAGUAUUCCAAGUUCGCCGCCCAACCAUCCGCUUCUACCUCGCCGUCGCCGUCCUGGUCCUCCCUCCCCAGCAGAACCGGGAUGCUUGUGGCCUACACUCCGGCAUUCCUCGCCGCCUUGUCAUCCCUGCUCCUCCUCCACCAUGGCGGUGACGGAGCUUCGUCUUCUAGGAUCUUCCUGGUCGAAUCCGCCCUCGCCGUACAUUUCUUCAAAAGGGUUUUCGAGCAGACUCUAUUCCUACACAAGUACAGUGGCACCAUGGCCGCAGGCACAGCGAUUCCGAUAAGUGUAAGCUACUUCAGCGUUACAGCGCUCACAAUCUACACCCAGAUUUUGACGCAGGAGGCCCUGCUCCCAGAGCCAGCCGUGGAUUUGAGGCUCUACGGGGUGGUUCUCUUCCUCAUCGGGAUUGCAGGCAAUUUCUAUCACCAUUACUUACUCUCCAAGCUGAGAUCGUCCGGCGAUGACGGCAAGAAGAAAGAGUACAAGAUCCCCAAGGGUGGGAUGUUUGAGCUGGUGAUUUGCCCUCAUUAUCUUUUUGAGAUUCUGGUUUUCUACGGUAUCGCGCUCAUCUCACAGACGCUCUAUUCCUUCUGCGUCGCGGUCGGGACAAGUCUCUACCUGAUGGGAAGGAGCAAAGCCACAAGAGAGUGGUACCUCUCUAAGUUUGAUGAUUUCCCUCCUCAUGUCAAGGCUCUCAUCCCCUUUGUUUUCUAGAUGAUCAAUCAGUAUGAUUGAAAUUAAGUGAGGGUUAAUCGUAUUUGCUGAAAAGCUCUGCUCAAAGGUGAGUUGGAAAAUGGUAGCUCUGCCAAAGGAUGAAAGAGGUUUGAGGUUUAAAGAAUGGAAUGAAGCAUCUGCGGUGAGGCAUAUUUGGACUAUUAUAUUACUGAGAAGUCUCAGUGUGUGAAAAUCCUGAACAACAGGUAUGAGCUUCUAUGGAAGCAGGUGUCAAUUCUCAGGAACUCUGUAAUCACCUGUUUGGUCUCGCUAGAUCCAAAUAGGGCUGCAAAUGAGCCGAGCCGGUCGAGUUUUACCCAGUUUGAGCUCGACUCUUUUAUAAAUGAGUCGAGCUCGAACCAGCUUGUUUACUAAAAUUUUGACUUUUAUUUGGCACUUCAUGGUACAUAUGUAUUAUUUUGUUAGUUAAUCUAGUAUUAUAUAUACUUCGUUGGUAUCAUAUA